Laccaria bicolor S238N-H82 is the source of this 2412-nucleotide messenger RNA. RefSeq lists its product as uncharacterized. NCBI's taxonomy places the organism in Eukaryota, Fungi, Basidiomycota, Agaricomycetes, Agaricales, Hydnangiaceae. The transcript has 6 exons. The coding region runs from base 1 to 2412 and encodes 803 amino acids. The record is from RefSeq and is a predicted model, not a curated record.
AUGGCAAGUGCGUUGGCUGGUAGCCCCAUGAGUGUCGAGAUGUACCCUAACGCAUCUACGGGAGUCUACACGCAAGAUGGCAUGGGUACGAUACCACCUACCCCGGCACGGAUGUGCACCGUCUCGCACUGUCACCAGAUCCUGCCGGGUUUCUAUCGGUUCAAGAGGUGUGAACAGCACAGGUUGCAGAAUCGGUAUCAUAGCAAGCUGAAGAGGGUGAGGGAAAAGGUCGAUGGCGAUAAGCCGGAUGACAAGGAGGAGGGGGUGGAGAUUCCGCGGCAUAUGAUGGAGAAUGGAUUGGAGAUCAAGGGGGGAGAGGAGGGCGGGGAUGGAGAUGUGGGGGGCCAAGAGGGUUUCUUGGUUAUCAACCCUCUGGAAGGAUCUGGAAAGGCGGAGAAUAAGAAACGGAGCACACAUACGUGCGCGACGGAUGGCUGCAACAACUUCCUUUCGCCUGGGAUGCGCUGGCGGAUGUGUGAUGUGUGCAGGACGGCUGAGAGGUUGCGCAAGUGGCAUGCUAGGCAGGGGGCGCACAAGGGCUCUGCUGCGACUGGGAAAGGCUUGACAGGAGUCUACACUAGCUCGGCUGGUAGCGAAGUCCAGGGCGCGUCUGGUAUCGACAGCUCGACAGGAGUCUACAUUGGAGGCUACACUAACUCCGCUGGCAACGAAGGGCCGACCGGCAACAGACACGAGGACAUGUCCGGCAGCGGACAUACAUCGCUCGAACAACCACGGCAAUCAUCGCAGAUCAACCACGAGGAGGAUGAUGGUGAUGAUAACGUUGCAGAUGCCGGUGUUACUGCUCCUGCUGGCCCUGCUGCCGUUGUCGGGGCUAUUUCAUGGUCUACAUCUACUUCCAUGGGCACUACCACGGCCACCGGCACGACUGCUCCUGCCAGUUCUACAGCCAACUUGAUAAUGCUCGACGACCCCCUGGCGUUCCGCCCCUACAAGCCCAAGACGGCGACUUCCACGAUUGGAAAGAUCUCGGCUAAGACCCCGCAUCUUGGGAUAGAGGUGUUCACUGAUUUGUUGUUACCGCCUGGGACUCAGAAUGGAUCCACGUCUACGACGACGAAGACUCCACCUCAGGAAAGCGCUGUUCCCGCGCCAACUAUCCCGCAAUUUACGCCUUUUGUGCAUCAGCCGCCUCCGAAGCACGGGAAUGGGGAUCCGCAGGGGAGCAAUGGUGGAACCGAGCAGCUACAAUCACAACCCCCAGCGUCUCCGCCCCCAGUCGAGAUUCCACGCAAACGUGCUCGAACAAAAGCAAAGAAGGCACCACCCACCACUCCAGCAACUCCCGCGCACUUCCCAGCUACUUCUCCGUAUGGCUCAUAUCCCUACGGUCAGUACCCCUACCCCUAUCCCUACUACUUGCCGCCACCCUACGGGAUGCCUCCCUACGCCUAUCCACCCCCUCUUCCUACUGGAACUGGACAAGACGCAAACGCUGUUGCAUCAUCCUUGUCCACCUCUCCCCCUUAUCCUUACCCAUACCCAUACGCCCAACAACCCUAUGGGUAUCCGCCCCCUCAGCCUCCACCUUCAGGCUACCAACCUCCACCACCCCCGCCGUCCGGAUAUCAUCUUCCUCACCCGCCUUACUCGGGACAGACGUUUAUUUCGACGUCGUUUGGACCCAAUGGGCAGCAACAGACUUAUGUAAUGCCCGCAUAUGGUGUUCCCCAUCAUCAACAUCCGCCUCCACCAGCUCCUCCUCCUCCAACUUCUUCUGCUGCUGCUCCCCCACCUACGACGCCUACCGCGCCUCCGAAGCCGAGUGAGCCAUCAGUGCCCAAGGUCACCAAGUUUAGUUAUUACCAUUAUGGAGUGGGGCAAUCGGAUUCACCGACUACCGCGAACACGAGGAAGAGAAGAAAAGUGGAUCCGGCAUAUUUAGAGAGGGAGAGGCUAAAGUUGCAGGCGGAGAAAGCUGCUGCGGCACGCGAGCUGGGUUCGUAUUCGUUGGGAGCAGGCGGGACGACUCAGCCGCAGCAGUAUGCGAAUGGGACGCAGCUGUAUGGGGGCACGAAUGGCAUUGUGCCGAUUAUGGCGAAUGUUGCCCCGCUAACCGUUUCGGCUGGGCAAGGGAGUGGGACCUUUGAACAAGACCAGGAUGUUACCAGCCAGGGCGGGGACAGUGUUGGUCAGGGCAAGGAGAUCGCCAAUGCCAGUCCGGGAAGUGUGGAAGAGGACAGAGUCAAAUCGCAACCGCACCCUCAACGGCAAUGCGCAAACAAGUCGUGUCGUCGAUCUAUUCCCACGAACGCAACGCACACGUUGUGUGAAAAGUGCAAGUUGCGUUUCAAGAAACAUCAGGUGAAGACGAAGCAAAAGUUCAAAUUGGAGCCAAAGAAGCUGGUGUUGCCUCGACGGCGUGGUGAUGUGGGGAAUGAAGCAGGGUGA